Messenger RNA from Cotesia congregata, 1263 nucleotides. NCBI's taxonomy places the organism in Eukaryota, Metazoa, Arthropoda, Insecta, Hymenoptera, Braconidae. The record is from the annotation of a GenBank genome assembly.
AUGCAAUAUUUAAUAUCGGAAGAUAAUCAUCGUUUUUACAUACGAGAAUUAAAGUCAAUCGUCCAAGAGAGUGAAGCAAUCAUAACGGUAGGAUCUAAAGUGUUAUUCUAUGAUCCUGAAAAUGUGAGUCAAAGAAAACAAAAAUUAUUGAGUGGAAUAGUUAUAAAAAUGUCUCGAUCGGAAAAAUUACUUAAAAAUGAAUUAGAUAAAAUCGUGUUGCAAAGGGAAAAAGUUCAAGGGAAACCUGACAAAAGCACUCCUGAUAAAUUAAGUCAGAAAAAAUUUGUACAACCAGCAGAAAAAGGGAAAAAAAUUAAUACGAAAGAUCCGCAAAAAGAAGUCCAACGUAUCAACAGCUAUCGAAAUAUGGAAUAUCUUCAAAAAAAUAAACCGCACUGGAGAUUUAAUCUACCAUUCAAUCAAGAAUUUGAUGAAGAAUCUCAAAAAGCAAAUAACCCAAUGUUAACUGACGUACUAUUUAAAACAAAUAAUAUAAUAGAUUUCCUCGGUUGUUCUACUGUUACCUCUUCAAACACAAAUUAUGCGACUAACUCACAAGGACUUUUAAUUAAACAUCCUACUGAUCUACAACAGCAUCAUCUAUUCCAGUUUUCGAAUCCUUCUAACUCUUUGGAAUGUCUCACUUCUGAUGAUAAUAAUAAUUCAUCAGAGAAUUGUCAACAACAAAUUUCGCCAGUUUCAACAGGACACCAGAGUAGAGUUUUAGAUCUGCGUGACUCACGUCAACAGAAUUCCGAAUAUCAUCGAAAUCCGUCAUUGAUAUCAUUUUAUAAUCACGAAGCAUCCAUGUUAAGUCGCCCCAAACCGAAAAUCAUGAACACUCAAAACCUAUCUAACCAAUUACAAAAACUUCAUCCUACACAGAAAGUAAAAAAUAAUUAUAAUAAUUAUCGAAAUCCACCAACUAAAAAUUUUCAAGGAUUACCAAUCCCUUCGAUGGGCCAGAGUCAGAUUCGUACUUUUCCAACAAUGGACCCUGAUAAUUUACCACCUGUAUCAAUGAAUAAAUCUACAGAAGAAUCUCCAACAUAUCGUCACAAUUUAUCUUCAGCUCAUUUUUCUCAUCGUGAACCUCACCAAACAAGUCAAGUAUAUUAUAAUCAACCAAUCUCGCACAAAAAUGGAUCAUCAGCAGUGAAUAAUCAUUAUGAUUUACCCCAAUAUCGUCAACACUCAUCAGAACAUGAAUACGCAGCUAUCGCCGACCCUGAAUUUUAUGAGAUCCCAUCAGAACAACUCUGA